Lycium ferocissimum is the source of this 735-nucleotide messenger RNA. RefSeq names its product 14-3-3 protein 1-like. The record is from RefSeq and is a predicted model, not a curated record. The transcript has 4 exons. Lineage: Eukaryota; Viridiplantae; Streptophyta; Magnoliopsida; Solanales; Solanaceae. Gene Ontology annotation, biological process: signal transduction. Gene Ontology annotation, cellular component: cytoplasm. The annotation marks the transcript as partial.
UUUUGGUUUCCUACAACUUUGAAUUAUUAUUUUCAAACAGGUAGGAAGAAUGAUGAACAUGUGGUAUUAGUGAAGGAUUAUAGAUCUAAAGUUGAAUCUGAACUAAGUGAUGUUUGUGCUGGGAUUUUGAAGAUUUUGGAUCAGCACUUGAUACCUUUAGCUAAUGCUGGUGAAUCGAAAGUGUUUUAUUUGAAGAUGAAAGGAGAUUAUUAUCGUUAUUUAGCUGAGUUUAAAGUUGGUAAGGAACGUAAGGAUGCUGCUGAGGAUACUAUGCUUGCUUACAAAGCUGCUCAGGACAUUGCUCUUACGGAGCUUGCCCCAACACAUCCGAUACGACUUGGGCUAGCUCUCAAUUUCUCAGUGUUCUACUAUGAGAUUCUGAAUGCAUCAGAAAAAGCAUGCAACAUGGCUAAACAGGCAUUUGAGGAAGCUAUCGCUGAACUGGACACUUUGGGUGAGGAAUCCUACAAGGAUAGCACCCUUAUCAUGCAAUUACUAAGGGACAAUCUCACUCUCUGGACUUCUGAUAUGCAGGAGCAGAUGGACGAGGCUUGAUAUGAAACUGUUCCUCCAGGAGGUGGGCUCAAAUGUCACUCAGCAGUCUGUAAUCUACAUAUGUGACUGAUAGCUUUUGUAUUUGAUAUAUCCUGCCUACUUUGAUAAUUUUCUUGUUCAAACUUUUGUUUGAUACUUUUGAUGAUUUUAAUUUUAUUUCUCUAGCUUCCCUUUGGUUAA